CUAACUCCGAAAGUUCUGGCAUCACUGUUUCUAACAUAGCGUUUUGCGCACUUUUUCAACUCUGACAUGGUCCGCCAAUAACAAAAGUUUAGAAGUUGAAGAAUUUUCUAAUAAAGAUGAAUUUUGUCAAUGGCUUAUCAACCGGAGAAAAGGUUACGGUGGUGGCCGAACGAUUCAUUACGGAGUUUCUGCGUGCGGCGACACUGGAUCCAAAAAAUUGGAUGGCCAAAGCGUCGCAUCAUUUUGUGGCACAAUGUUUCCAUGUUGUUGGUCUAAAGCUCGACGUUAGUGUGAAGGAAUUCAGCCGGACGCAAGAUCAUCCGUAUCCCAAAGUGAAUCCCGAUUACGUUUUCGUUCCCGUGCCGUUUGUACUGGAAGCAGUGGACUCGUUUUUUGAUGUUGUCCCUAAUCUGUUGGCCGAAGUUUCUGUGGCCUUGGAGAAGGAUUUAAGCCGAAAAUCUCAAUACGAUAAGGGGGACCCGUUCCUUCAACGGACGCACCCAAUGACUUCCUACAUUCGACUGAUCAUCAAGUGGAAUGGAGUGGUCCAUUCGGUAUGCAAAGACAUAAAGAAGAAUAGAUAUUACUGCGAGCCCCUCACCAGAAUAUCUUUCAGUAUUCUAAAAGGUAUGUCUAAACUGCUGCCAAGAUUCGCCAACUCCUUUGCUGGACUCCAAGGGAUAUGUCACGCUCUCUCCAUAGAUGUUCGCCUCGGGAUCUUAUAUCAUGAAACCUGUCAACUCAUCUUGACUCCCAUGUUGAACAUGUUUCAAGAGAACUUUAGAACGUUUUGUGGUGUGAAAAAAUAUGGUAUCGACUUUGUCUACUUUGUGUUAACCAUUCAGAUGAAAGAUGAUGAUUGUUACAUUAAGGCUUAUGAGUUUCUAAACACAAUGAUACAGGAUUUUUACAAAAAGAAACCGCGCGACGAAAACAAGAACCUUUAUUUACGUAUAUUUACUAACGAAUUGAUCACAGAAAAGUUUCUGGCUAUGCAAUUUGAGGACCUUAAAUCCAGUCGGUCUAAGCCUCUUCUCUCUGCCAUUUUAGAAUACUUAUUGACGCUUCAAAACCAUGUGGUCAGUACGGAGUGCUUUCGGGACAAUUUUCAUGAGGUAUUGCUUGCGCUGAUCUUGCGAAUGCCGCGUGCUUCUUCUGGUAUUAGUUUACUAGCGGCUAAUCUUUAUAUAAAGUUAUCCAAACGAAAGUACAGAAAUCACGAAAUAGUUUAUCAUAUAUUGGAGGCAUACAUAAAGACGCCGCAUGCCACCCGAGAAAAUACUAUCUACGAUUGUUUCAGAGUUAAACUUUCUCGCUACUUAAAAGAACUGAUGAUUUAUUUUCCUGAGCUUCAAAGCUUCGAGUUUCACGCCUUAAUACUGACGACUCCAAAUGCGCGAAUCGAAUUAAGCCUAAUAUCUGCUCAAUCCCUAAGCAUAAUCUUUGAAUUGCAUAUGGCGCAAUAUUCCAUUUCACAGGACUCACGUCAACAGGUGCACCUCAUAUUGCGAUGUUUACCAGCUCUAGUGACAACGCCAUCACUCCAAAGUGGCGCGCGGAAUAUUCUCUACAGUAUCUACAGUCUCACUGAUUUCCGAUUAGUGGCAGAGCACGAAAUUGAGGCGCUGCGUGAUCUCGAACAUUUCUGCCUGAACAGAUUUCUAACCGACGACACUCUUGACCAUUCAGAGUUCCAAGGACUUUUUGGAAACAUAUCGCUAUCUGCUGCUGUAACUGGAAAUGAAUUAAUGCACCCAAUAGUAGCAACCACUUUGCGCACUCAGCAUGCACAGCUUUGUAUCCAGUUGAAUGACGUUGAUUCGGGGGCCCCUGAAUCGACAGAAGUUCUAGAGGCAUAUGUAAAGAAUUUACGGCGCAUACACAGCCUCUUAUUGUUAGACAAGCUUCCGCAUAAUUAUUACAAAGAUAUUUGUGAGUCGCUGGCGCAAAUUCUGCUGAAAAAGACCUUUCAACAUGAAGAUUUAAUUAUGUACGGCUCUGAGAGUUUAGCUUUAAUUCUCGUCCGGCAAUACAGUACAAUUGAUGUCUUAGACGAUGAAUCGGGUCUAAGUAUAUCAGUUCUAGCACAGGAGCUCCUAGAGUUCUGUCUAACUGAGCUUACUAAAGCUAAGGAAGACAUAAGGCGGUCGAUGUUUCUUUUUUGCUCAAUUAUCGAACUAUAUAUUGGUCGGAUAGACUGCUUAACCCUCGGUGCUGAUGCAUAUGAAGUGAUUAUAGAAUCGCUGAUCACACUGCCGCAAACUUUUCUACCUAAAUCAAAUCCACUCAUCUUAGAGUGUAUGCCAGAUAUGUAUCAUAUGUUCCGAGAGCUUUUAAAAGUGGAUCACAUUGAAUUGACAAAUAAUCGCAUAUGGAAGAUUGUCAUGCAAUAUCAAAUGCCUGGAAGCACUUUAAAGUAUUUGGACCCCGAACUUAAGGAACUUAUAAUUGUUCUUAUUGAAUAUAAGAUCGAAACCUACGUCCAUUGUCUUUCAGUUAUACUGUUAAAACUAAAUAACGAUGAAAGAAGUCUGAAACACGCUUUGGACGUACUAUCGGCACACUUGAAUCUGAUUAAAACACACGCCAGUACUUUGGACUCCUGGGUACUUCCGUUAAUUAUCUUUCAGAAGUCUCUAAAUUUACUGAUCAAAAGCAUUCGCGUCCGACGAUCACAAGUUACCGGCUCAAAGAAACAAAAUCGUCUUCUGCCACUUAAUACUUUUUCACUUCUUAUAGAAAGCUUGCGGCUUGAGGCACCACAUUUUAUGAGAAUGGCCGAGCUUAUGAACAUUAUUAAAAUGGAGUCUUAUGGAUCCGUGGAAAAUUUAGAGAUAGAUAAGUUUAUAAUCCAUGUUAGCGAGCUCAAAUAUAAGUGCGAGGAUGAAGCCUUGGCAUCUACUGGCGAUGCAUGCUUUGAGGGUAAGCUCUUAGCGUUGCCGGCUGGACCGUUAAAUUAUUGGCAGCAUACUGCUUUGGAAACAAUGGAAAACUCUCAACUAUAAUCAUAAGUAUCACAUGAGGAAAGUAAAUUUUAUUUUUGUUAUUUAUAGUUUUCGGUAACAGGAAAUAUUAGAAAAUUUUCCAAUUAUCUGAAUAUCUCAUUAUCUUAUUCCAACAAUUAUCUGAAUAUCGUCCUCGCUUAAAAACAAAAAAUGCAUUUUCUCAUGGAUUCCUAUUGUGUAAAGUCAGCACACAAAUCUUUUAAAUUUUCCAAAAGUAGAAGUUUCUGAAAUUUCAUUAUUUUUAAAUUUGUUGAAAUAAAACUAUUAAAACAAUA
This is a messenger RNA of Drosophila ananassae, 3280 nucleotides long. RefSeq lists its product as uncharacterized. The transcript is spliced from 10 exons. Bases 117 to 3005 code for a protein of 962 amino acids. The record is from RefSeq and is a predicted model, not a curated record. Lineage: Eukaryota; Metazoa; Arthropoda; Insecta; Diptera; Drosophilidae.